AUGACUACUGCUGGGCUCAGAAUUGUCAUUGGUUGCGAUGAAGCAGGUUUCGAAUAUAAGCAAAAGCUCCAGCAAGACCUUGAAAAGAAUGACUUGGUAUCUGAAGUUAUAGACAUUGGUAUUAAUACUAAAGGUGAUCAUCUCGCGUACCCUCAUGUUGGUAUCAAGGCUGGUGAAUUAAUCAGAGAUGGAAAGGCUGACAGAGCCUUAUUGAUCUGUGGUACUGGUUUAGGGGUAGCAAUCAGUGCAAACAAGGUUGCUGGUAUUAGAGCUGUAACUGCACAUGACAGCUUCAGUGUCGAAAGAAGUAUCCUUUCUAACAAUUGUCAUGUCUUGUGUAUGGGUCAAAGAGUGAUAGGUAUUGAAUUGGCUAGAAGAUUAGUGGCAGAAUGGUUGACUUACAAUUUCGAUGAAUCCAGCGCCUCUGCCUCAAAAGUAGCUGUUCUCAAAAGAUAUGAAUCCAUCUGUUAA
Scheffersomyces stipitis CBS 6054 is the source of this 471-nucleotide messenger RNA. It is a transcript of the gene RPI1, whose product is annotated as RpiB/LacA/LacB family sugar-phosphate isomerase. Gene Ontology annotation, cellular component: intracellular anatomical structure. The coding region runs from base 1 to 471 and encodes 156 amino acids. The record is from RefSeq and is a predicted model, not a curated record. Lineage: Eukaryota; Fungi; Ascomycota; Pichiomycetes; Serinales; Debaryomycetaceae. Gene Ontology annotation, biological process: carbohydrate metabolic process. Gene Ontology annotation, molecular function: isomerase activity. The transcript has a single exon.